UCGCAGCUGGCGCUCGGGGUCUCUGCUCCGCUGCGCGAGCUCCUCGCCUGUGCCUUGCGCUUGUGCCGGACCCGCGUCGCGCCUCAGGAACCGCCAUGUUCCGCAGGCUGGGCUGGCUGGUCCUGUACAGCCUGGCUGUGCUGCUGCUGAGCUGCCUGCUCUUCCUGAAGGAGGCCAAGCCGGCAGGGGGUCCCACAGCCCGCCAGCCCUACUGGGCUCCCCCAGGGCCCCGCCGCAGCCACUGUCCACCCAACCACACAGUGGCUAAUGCCUCCCUGUCCCUGCCUGGCCGUCACCGCCUCUUCUUGACCUAUCGCCACUGCCGCAACUUCUCUGUCUUGCUGGAGCCUUCGGGCUGUGCCAAGGACACCUUUCUGCUCCUGGCCAUCAAGUCGCAGCCUGGCCACGUGGAACAGCGUGCGGCCAUCCGCAGCACAUGGGGCCGGGCGGGGGAAUGGGCUAGGGGCCGGCAGCUGAAGCUGGUGUUCCUCCUAGGGGUGGCAGGCCCUGUGCCCCCAGCCCAGCUGCUGGCCUAUGAGAGUCGGGAGUUUGAUGAUAUCCUACAGUGGGACUUUGCUGAGGACUUCUUCAACCUGACGCUCAAGGAGCUGCACCUGCAGCGCUGGGUGGCGGCUGCUUGUCCCCAGGCCCACUUCAUGCUCAAGGGAGAUGACGAUGUCUUUGUCCAUGUCCCCAAUGUGCUAGAGUUCUUGGAUGGCUGGGACCCAGCCCAGGACCUCCUGGUAGGAGAUGUCAUCCGCCAGGCCCUGCCCAACAGGAACACCAAGGUCAAAUACUUCAUCCCACCCUCCAUGUACAGGGCCCGCCACUACCCGCCCUAUGCCGGGGGUGGGGGGUAUGUCAUGUCCAGAGCCACCGUGCAGCGCCUCCAUGCAGCCGUGGAACAGGCUGAACUCUUCCCUAUAGAUGACGUCUUUGUGGGUAUGUGCCUGCGGAAGCUGGGAGUGAGCCCCAUGCACCAUGCUGGCUUCAAAACAUUUGGAAUACGACGGCCCCUGGACCCCCUGGACCCCUGCCUGUACAAAGGGCUCCUCCUGGUGCACCGCCUCAGCCCCCUGGAGAUGUGGACCAUGUGGGCACUGGUGACAGACGAGGAGCUCAAGUGCGCAGCUGCCCCCUUGUCCCAGCUCCGAGGGGUGGGCUGAGUGACUCAGUGUUGAUUUUCCUAUCAUGAUGAGAAACUGAGAACCUUAAAGCUUGAUCCUUGAUGGUCUAGAGGAAAUGCUGACUUGAUUUUUGUAAACCCCUCCCAAACCUUGCUGACUUGGAUUAAAAACACUGAAACCUGG
Diceros bicornis minor is the source of this 1310-nucleotide messenger RNA. It is a transcript of the gene B3GNT4, whose product is annotated as UDP-GlcNAc:betaGal beta-1,3-N-acetylglucosaminyltransferase 4. Bases 96 to 1166 code for a protein of 356 amino acids. The record is from RefSeq and is a predicted model, not a curated record. Lineage: Eukaryota; Metazoa; Chordata; Mammalia; Perissodactyla; Rhinocerotidae. The transcript is spliced from 2 exons. Gene Ontology annotation, cellular component: membrane. Gene Ontology annotation, molecular function: hexosyltransferase activity.